Messenger RNA from Harmonia axyridis, 2972 nucleotides. RefSeq names its product THAP domain-containing protein 5-like. Bases 246 to 1196 code for a protein of 316 amino acids. The record is from RefSeq and is a predicted model, not a curated record. The transcript is spliced from 5 exons. Lineage: Eukaryota; Metazoa; Arthropoda; Insecta; Coleoptera; Coccinellidae.
GUAUUCUAUGCAUCUUAGUAUUGACAUUUUGCGUUCAGAUAAUUGACCGACAAAUGGUUAAAUGUUGUUGAGGCACUCAGGCACCACUUUUCUGAAAAACAAUGUUAUAUUAAUAUUCGAUAUUUAUCUAGGGAUACAAGUAAUGGAAAAGCGAUAUGUCAUUGAAUUCAGAGGUUGAGAAUAGUUGAGAUUUAAGGUCUUUCGGGUAAAAUGUCGUUCUAUUGUGUUUGAUUGCUUUUGUAAAAAUGGUACAUUCUUGUUAUAUUUGUAAAAUUUCAUCUGAGAAAGACCCAUCAGUAUCUUUUCAUAGGUUUCCCAAAAAUGAUGUCCAAAGAGAAAAAUGGCUUAAAUCUCUUGGUUUGGAUAGAAUGAAAAUCUCAACCAGUACUAAAUUAUGUUCAAAACAUUUUCCUGAGGACUCUUUUCGAGUUCGGGAUGGAGGACGACGAGACCUCAAACCAUCAGCUAUACCAUUGUUCAAUGGCAAUUUGGAGAAAAUUUAUUCAGAUGAUUCAAUUGUACCUGAAGAGAUGCAUUCCAUGGCUCCUAAUUCUGAUUUGUCAAAGGAUGAGAGUGACAAUUUUACUAUGUUUCUCACUGAUAAUUUGGAAUUGUUUCCUGAUCACAUUAUAAAAUCUGAUUAUUUAGAUGGUUCUGAUUUACUGUUAAACGAGUCCAUGGAGAUGGAGAUAAUGGAUACUGAGAGAAUUAAUAUUGAGAUGUCAAAUGUAUUAGAUCCUGUUUUUAGUGAACGGCUGUCUGAUUUGAGUUCUUCAAUAGAAGUAUCCCCUGUUUCUAUUUCAAAGACUCCUUCACCAUGUUCUGGUAAAGUAAAGUCAGAAUUUGCACUGAGUGAAUUUUCAGAAAUCAGUAAGCCAGUUCAGGCUCAAGAGAAUGUAUUAGAUGUAGACAGUUUGAUUUGUAAAAUAUCUGCAGAUAACAAUUUCAAAUGGAGAGCCUACUUUAAGCAAUGUACAGUAGAGGAUUUCUCAACACCGGAAAUGGCUAGAAGAAAUAUAGAAUUAGGUAAGAAAGAAAUAGAAUCUCACCAGAAAAAAAUUAAAAUCCUACAACAGCAGAACCGUAGGUUGAAGUGUAGGGUAACUAGGUUGAAACAAUUGCUGAAGCAGUGUAAACAGAAUAACUCGGUGGAUAUAGGUAAUAUUUUAGAUGAAGAUGAUGAAAUAGAUAUUUGAAUUUGCUGUCAAAAUUCAGAGUAUUAAUUGUUUUGAGGAACUGCUAGUAACUGUAAGAAUAAUUAAUUGAGCUCAAAAACAAAAAUAUUAUGUAUAUGUUUUUGGGAAUUUUAAUUGUUGCUUCUGAGCAGAUUACAUUCAUAUCAAAAAACUAAAAUGUUCCCUUGACAUUGAUAGCAUUUAUUCUUCCUCUGAAGAAACACUACUAUAGGCUAUUCACUUUAGGUAUGAAAUGACGUCACACCUAGAUUUUAGCACCACCUAAAAGCUUCUUGUUAGUGCUUAAAGAUUACACAAAUCUGGAAAUAUGUGCUAGUCCUAUUGUUGCCAUUAAUUCACAGUGCAUUCUGUUUGUAAUUCAAAUUUGACAUUUUCAUUUCAUUCUCUCAAAAUUGGUUUGGUUUGGUAACUCAAAUAAUAGAACAUUAUGCAAACAUGCACUUUUUCUAAAUUGAACACAAAAUUCAAAAGUUCAAAGGGAGAGUAUAUUUUGACAACCAAUAGUUGAUGUUGAUUUCAUGGAAAAAAUCUACAGCCUAGCAACAAUGCUGGAAAACAUUAAUGACGUCAAUUCAUUGCUAAGAUGAAUAUACCAACUUGAAUAAUUUGAUGGUACAUAUUUAAUGCAUUGUAUUGAGUGUAAUUUAAUAGUUUAAUGAAGAAUAUAUGAAUUUUUCAUAUUGUUUGAAAGUAAUGCCUGAAGCAUUGUUUUUCGGCCUAUGAUUCUUGGAAACCUAUUUCGCUAUCGACUUUGCUCAAAAUUCUACAAUAGUUACCAUUAUAGUAUUAUUUUAUUGAAAGAAAAAUUCACCCUCCCUCUUAUUCUUAUGUUUUAUUAGUGAAAUGUGAUAUUAAUUUUGUUUAGCUUCUAUCUUUCCAUUUCCAUAUUUUAUGGUAUAAAAGAACUCUUCACUAAAAUGGUCCUUUUAUUGAAUUAAUUUUUACAAUGUUCAGCAAUGAAUGCUUGACAUGUAUAUAAUUAUCAAUGAAUGUUUCAAACUAAAAAUUUUAAUUGCUGCUACCUUACGAAUUCUUUUGAUGAAUUUGGUAUUUGUCAAAAGUCAGAUCCAAAUUGUGCUAUCCAUUACAUAUCUCCUCUUUAUUGAAAUUCAUUACAAUAAAAACCAGCAAUGAAUGACCACUUUUACCUUAGUCAAUAAUGAUUGUUGUUACUUGAUAUUAACCAUGGUGGAAACAAUAAUGUAGACAUUGAAUGUAUUAUAGUUAGAAGUCUUAUGUCAAUGAUGUAUAUCAAAGCACUGGAUUUUGGAUAGUUUGUAAAGAAUAUUUGUUUUGAUUCAUUCAAGAAAUUAUCGAUAUAAAAUUGAAUAAGUUCCUAAAUUUACUGUACAAUACUAAAUGGAUAUUAAAUCUGAUAUUAGUCUGCAAUCAAGAUUCUCCCUAUUUAAUACUAUAAACUUUAUUUAUAGUAAGUAUUAAAAAUAUUUCUUCAAGCAUUCUCAACUGGUUUUGAAAAUAUUUUCUCUGUUUAAUGGAUAUUUGUUUAUUUAGUAAAAAAAAACAAGAACUGAUUUAGUUGGUAGCUUUUUUGUGCUAUUUUGAAUUAUCCUGACUGACAAAAUAGCUCUAGAAAGUAUUUUUAAUUUGCUAUGAAAACAUACUAUUUAAAGAAAUCUCUUAUAUCGAUUAUUUUAAACAUUGUCUAUUAGUCAUUUUAUGUAUUUUAUUUAUAUGUAAAUUUCAAAUUUUUUGUAUAUACCUUAUUUUCAUUUUUAUAUCUUCAUAAUUUAUUUUACAAUAAAAAAUUAAAUUGUA